Messenger RNA from Artibeus jamaicensis (Jamaican fruit-eating bat), 2711 nucleotides. RefSeq names its product ribosomal protein S6 kinase B2 (gene RPS6KB2). Bases 1053 to 2501 code for a protein of 482 amino acids. Gene Ontology annotation, biological process: signal transduction; protein phosphorylation. Gene Ontology annotation, molecular function: ATP binding; protein serine/threonine kinase activity. The transcript has 15 exons. The record is from RefSeq and is a predicted model, not a curated record. NCBI's taxonomy places the organism in Eukaryota, Metazoa, Chordata, Mammalia, Chiroptera, Phyllostomidae.
UCUGGAGCUAAGGAUAACUGCCACACUGGCCGGGCCUUCGAGUUGACCUGUGGGAGCCUGCUGGGGGCACCCCUGCUGGCCCCCAAACCUGAGGAUCACAUAACAGAUAGCCUUCCUCCAGCCCAGAGACCCCUGAGAUCUGUCUGUCUGAGUUUGUAUCUACUCAUCCAAGGCCUCAUCUAGCCCAAAUUCAGCCUCUCGGAGCCCCAUCCAAUGAGAAUCCAUGGCCAAAUCUUCACUCACUUUUUAAACAAAGUUGUCUUUUUUUUUUUUUUAGAGAGAGGGAAGGGAGAGAGAAAGAAAUAUCAAUGUGUGGUUGCCUCUUGUGCGCCCCCAUCUGGGGACCUGGCCUGCAACCCAGGCAUGUGCCCUGACUGGGAAACAAACCGGCAACCCUUUGGUUCGCAGGCAGGCACUCAAUCCACUGAUCCAUAAUAGCCAGGGAUUCCUUUAACAGUUUAAUUAAGCACCUAUUCUGCACCAGGUAGCCAAGAUUACUAAAUGUGCUUAAAUUGGCCCCGGAUCAAAUUUCGACAUAAGCCCAUGUUUAUAGGUAGAUUAAUAAGACCCAAAUCCUUUCUGGCAGGAACCUAACAACAAAGCCCGGAGGUAAGCUGGGCACGGAGCAGUCACCCAAGUAAAUGCUCUGACCUGCAGCUGCCUUGGAGGCACUAUAGGGAGAGGCUGAUGCAACCGACUGUGCCCCUUUCAAACUCUAACUCUCUCCAAGAGCCAAGAUGGUAGUUUCCCAGGCUGCCGCUGUCCGGCGCCGCUCUCCGGGAGCUGUGCUCUGAGGACUUGAGAAUUUCAAAGAUAGACCCCGUAGGUUUUGGCACUCGGGCACCCUGAAACUACAAUUCCCGAGAGGCCUUGCGACGGACGCCAUAUUUUCUCCUCGCAAGUCCAAACAGCCGGUUCCAGUGAGGGCGAUGCCUCUUGCGUAAUAGGAGCGCGCCGCCGCUGUCGCAGAGUGAUAACGUCAGCCCCUGCCCGGGCUGUCAGUCACGGAGGGCCCAGGCACCGGCUGAGGGGCCCGUGGGGCCGGCGCCUCCAUGGCGGCCGUGUUUGACCUCGAUCUGGAGACAGAGGAAGACAGCGAGGGCGAGGGCGAGCCAGAGUUCCCUGCGGAUGUGUGUCCCCUUGCCGAGUUGAGGGCGGCUGGCCUGGAGCCUGUGGGACACUAUGAGGAGGUGGAGCUGACUGAGACCAGUGUGAACCCUGGCCCUGAGCGCAUUGGGCCCCACUGCUUUGAGCUGCUGCGUGUGCUGGGCAAGGGGGGCUAUGGCAAGGUGUUCCAGGUGCGAAAAGUGCAGGGCACCAACUUGGGCAAAAUAUAUGCCAUGAAAGUCCUGAGGAAGGCCAAAAUUGUACGCAACGCCAAGGACACGGCGCACACACGGGCGGAGCGGAACAUCCUGGAGUCCGUGAAGCAUCCCUUCAUUGUGGAGCUGGCCUACGCCUUCCAGACCGGCGGCAAACUCUACCUCAUCCUUGAGUGCCUCAGUGGUGGUGAGCUCUUCACACAUUUGGAGCGAGAGGGCAUCUUCCUGGAAGACACGGCCUGCUUCUACCUGGGCGAGAUCACACUGGCCCUGGGCCACCUGCACUCCCAGGGCAUCAUCUACCGGGACCUCAAACCCGAGAACAUCAUGCUCAACAGCCAGGGCCACAUCAAACUGACAGACUUCGGGCUCUGCAAGGAGUCGAUUCAUGAGGGCGCCGUCACCCACACCUUCUGUGGCACCAUCGAGUACAUGGCCCCUGAGAUUCUGGUGCGCAGCGGCCACAACCGGGCGGUGGACUGGUGGAGCUUGGGGGCCCUGAUGUACGACAUGCUCACUGGAUCGCCACCCUUCACCGCAGAGAACCGGAAGAAGACCAUGGACAAGAUCGUCAAAGGGAAGCUGGCGCUGCCCCCGUACCUCACCCCGGACGCCCGGGACCUGGUCAAAAAGCUUCUGAAGCGGAAUCCCAGCCAGCGGAUGGGGGGUGGCCCGGGGGACGCUGCCGAUGUGCAGAGGCACCCCUUUUUCCGGCACAUUAAUUGGGACGAUCUCCUGGCCCGCCGUGUGGACCCCCCUUUCAGGCCCUGCCUGCAGUCAGAGGAGGACGUGAGCCAGUUUGACGCCCGCUUCACACGGCAGACACCCGUGGACAGCCCAGACGAUACGGCCCUCAGUGAGAGCGCCAACCAGGCCUUCCUGGGCUUCACGUACGUGGCGCCCUCCGUCCUGGACAGCAUCAGGGAGGGCUUCUCCUUCCAGCCCAAGCUGCGCUCCCCCAGGCGUCUCAACAGCAGCCCCCGGACCCCUGUCAGCCCCCUGAAGUUCUCACCCUUUGAGGGGUUUCGGCCCAGCCCUGGACCACCGGAGCCCACGGAGCCCCCUCUACCUCCUCUGGUGCCACCACCGCCACCACCCUCGAGCACUGUCCCCCUCCCCAUCCGACCCCCCUCAGGGACCAAGAAGUCCAAGAGGGGCCGUGGGCGCCCUGGGCGCUAGGAGGAUGGGUCGGGGUGAGGAUGCUGUUAGGGCCCCUCCCCGUGGGCCAUGAGGGCAGUGGGACCCCGGGGUGCGUCUUGGGGCACAGGAGGGCGUGCGUCUGUGUUGGGAGUGUCAGUGUCCGGGAAUCAUGGGCGCAAAGGGCCGGCUGCUGGUGGGCGCCUCCCGCAGCUGAGCUGCGCCCUUGUGGAAUUAAAGUGUCCGAUCAUG